Molecule: messenger RNA, 1224 nt
Organism: Saprolegnia parasitica CBS 223.65
Lineage: Eukaryota; Oomycota; Saprolegniomycetes; Saprolegniales; Saprolegniaceae
Exons: 2
Coding region: 1-1224 (407 amino acids)
Biological process (GO): regulation of transcription by RNA polymerase II
Cellular component (GO): transcription regulator complex; PcG protein complex
Molecular function (GO): RNA polymerase II cis-regulatory region sequence-specific DNA binding; DNA-binding transcription factor activity, RNA polymerase II-specific
Source: RefSeq, a predicted model, not a curated record
AUGGCGGACCCGCAGCUCAAGAUGAAGACCCACCACCGGCGGCAGAUCCCGGACUGGGAGCGCAAGUUCCAGUGCCCCCACCCGCUCUGCGGGAAGCGCUUCACGCGCAAGUUCUCGAUGACCGAGCACAUCAAGACGCACACAGGCGACAAGCCGCACGAGUGCACGGCCAAGGGCUGCGGCAAGAAGUUCACGACCGCCGGCAACCUCGCGCGCCACCGCAAGAUCCACGACUGCGCGACCAAAGACAACAACCACAACAGCGAGACGUCGCCGUCCUCGACCAAGUCGUCGGCCGACGACUUUAACCCGCCCAUGGACAAGGCGCAGCUCGCGCGCCGCCGCUUCUCGGUGCCGACGACGUCGGCCGAUUUUUUUACACAGUACAAGCCCGCGCAGAGCGCGCUCCUCUUUGCGGACCCGGCCACGAUCCUCCAAAACAAGAUCGAGGCGACGCGGAGCUUUGAGACGGGCGCGACCGACGCGGCCGAGAAAAUGGGCGCCUUUGCGCCGCCGCAAUGGAUGGGCGUCGACCUCGCAAAUACACACCCGAUCCCGUACCGACCGCCGACGCAUCAGCCGCCAAUGGCCCACCCGCGCAGCCAAAGCCUCACGCACGCACAGCUGAGCUCGCAGCUCCAGGCGUUCCAGGCCAGCCUCCGGUUUGAUCCGUCCACGUCUUAUGCCGGGUCGCCGCACCGGAUAAACAUCGACACGCUUCUGCAAGACCCGGACGAGAUGGACGACAUCAAGGAAGAGGACGACGAGCAUUUGCUACACAACAACAACAACAACAACAAUGCGAUGCUGUGCGCGCCCAACCCGAUGCUGCUGCCCAACGCGCCUGGCGCCGGCCUUGGACUGGGCAUGUCGUUCGAAGCGCAGAAACCCAUGGGGAUGCACCUCGCGGCGCCGGCCGCCGACGCAUUCGAACCGUACGCGCCGACGCCGGAGCUUGAUUUCGAAGACUCUGAAAUCAUCCAAAUGUUGAUUUCGGAUCGGUCCGACGAUGAAGUGCUCUCGCCCUCGUACAGCGACAUCAACAGCAACAACAACCACAACCACAGCCAGAACGAGUACCUCACGACGACGUCCAGCAUGAUGUUUGACAUGCCGCCCGAGUGGCACCAGAAAACCGAGGCGUACCGGUCGUCGACGCCCGCCACGUACACGCCCACGCCCACGAACGGCGUCGCCAACGGGCUCAACUAUUGCUCGGCAUGA